Messenger RNA from Aspergillus fumigatus Af293, 1044 nucleotides. RefSeq lists its product as uncharacterized. The record is from RefSeq and is a predicted model, not a curated record. NCBI's taxonomy places the organism in Eukaryota, Fungi, Ascomycota, Eurotiomycetes, Eurotiales, Aspergillaceae. Bases 1 to 1044 code for a protein of 347 amino acids. The transcript has 2 exons.
AUGGACGCUACUGGAAGACCACCCACUUCGCACUCCUCCAACUCAUUGUUGUCCCGGGUUGUUCGAGUCUUUCGAGUUUAUACACGGCUGCUACGUGACGGCAAGGCAGAAAUGGGGAGAGCGCUUGUUCAGAGGAGUUUGUUUGUUGUUGAUGGUCACCUCACAGAAUACGGACGGAACUUUGGAUUCAGUCACAGGCAUACAGAAUGCGCUGCAUAUCAUUUGCAAGCCAGCCGAAAUGCAAUGGGAGACUCUUCUGCAGUCAGGUGCAUUGGAGUCAAGGUGGAUAUUUGGAUGCAGAAUGGCAGUCUCUGGGCGAAAGACUCAAUGGCGGCAGUCAGCGCUUCGGAAGUGCUAAGCAGUGCAUACUUCAAAUCAAUGCUGGAGAAGCUGAACGCCAUGAAUUCUCAUUUGGAUUCAUUUGCUCACUCCGCUGAAGCGAGCCCUUUGGGGCUCUUCGACCAGGAAGCUGAGCACUCUUCAAUCCUUCUCCUUAAGCUACGAUCUCCUGUUGAAGCAGCGUGGCCGGAUUUAGCGCCACUGUUGGAAAAAUUGAGGACAGGGAGGCACGUAUCAUACAUGAACGGGACGCGACUAGUUGUGAGACCUGUCACCGUCGUGAUUUCAAGCAAAAACCUAUCUUACCAAGAUCGAACCAACCUGACCGACUCAGACGUCAUCCUCCUUGACACCUCACUGGAAUCGUUGCCUAGAGCGCAUCACACAGAAGGUGGUGAGGAAACCGGUGGCGACAACAAAGCCGCAACUCUUGGUACAGAAGUCUCUCCGGCAAGGAACUCGACAACAAGGACUGUUAUGGCAACUGCCGAUUUCCGAGCAUCUGUCGGCCUCCCCCGUCGGGGCCGAUUUUCCAAAGAGCAGAUCGAGUUGAUCCGGGCCCACGUGCGUGCUGCUCAUCAUCAUGGACUGCUGGUCCAGUAUACCGGCAUCCAGUGUCUUCCGUGGCAAUUACGUAGGGUGAUCCUGCGAGUACUAGCUCAGGAAAGGGUUGAUCUUAUUGAAAAUGUCCAGAACGAUUGCUAG